This is a messenger RNA of Kwoniella mangroviensis CBS 8507, 882 nucleotides long. RefSeq lists its product as uncharacterized. The coding region runs from base 1 to 882 and encodes 293 amino acids. The record is from RefSeq and is a predicted model, not a curated record. The transcript is spliced from 2 exons. Lineage: Eukaryota; Fungi; Basidiomycota; Tremellomycetes; Tremellales; Cryptococcaceae.
AUGGCGACUGCAACAGCAACGAUGGAUGAUCUGGUAGCUUCAUUGGGAGGUUCAAUGCAUGUAUCUCCAGAUCUCAAGGCACUUCAGGAAUACUUGGCACAAAACAUAGUUCGACCAUCAUCUUCUAUACCUCUAUCAUCUCCUGGUAUAUCAUUCCGCCCCAUCCCACCAUCUCGAUCAACCUCAUCAACUCGUAAACCCACAUCUCUACCUUCUUCGUACUCAUAUCCUGACUCCAACAUGGAUAUGAUACCACAGGCAUACCCUUCACCGAUCUCACAGCAUAACUCAUUCUUUGGCUCAUCCCUUUACCAGGACGAUACAACGAUGAACGUCUCUACACCUAACUUGCAAAGGCCCGGUGGACCCCUACGUCGUUCAUCUUCAUAUGGUUUUGGUCAAGCACCACCAUCCCCUCAAACUGCUUAUUCUAAUUUCGAGGCAGAUGCAUUCGCUCCGUUGUGGCAACAGCAGCAACAACAGAUACAAGUACAAGUACAAGAUCCAUGGGCUAAGAUCAGAUCAGCACAAGGAUCGAAUGUAAAUGCUUUCUCUCAAUACCAUCAACAUCAACACGCUGGUCCCUCGCAACAGCCGACUUCCGGCUUCGGGUCAUUCAGACCACCCCAAGGAUUCGGCUUGGUCCACCAGCACCAGAAUCAUCCGAUGGGUAUGAGUGAGACUCCACCUACACCACCAGCAGAGGACGACGAAGAGAUGAUGGAUGAAGAUUCGAUAGAUGCGGAGAUGGAUGAUUACGAUGAUGAGGAAGAUACAGUUGAGAGAGUCAUGGGUAUAACGUCGACAUCAGUGGUGAUGCAGGGUCAGGGACGAGGGGACGGUGAUAGUUGGGCGAGAGGGAGGAGGAAGUAUCAGAUUUGA